Molecule: messenger RNA, 252 nt
Organism: Colletotrichum abscissum
Lineage: Eukaryota; Fungi; Ascomycota; Sordariomycetes; Glomerellales; Glomerellaceae
Product: U6 snRNA-associated Sm-like protein LSm6
Exons: 3
Coding region: 1-252 (83 amino acids)
Biological process (GO): maturation of SSU-rRNA; mRNA splicing, via spliceosome
Cellular component (GO): sno(s)RNA-containing ribonucleoprotein complex; nucleolus; P-body
Molecular function (GO): RNA binding
Source: RefSeq, a predicted model, not a curated record
AUGGAGAACGGAAACAUCAGCCAGGGCGAGGGCAAGGACCCCUCCAGCUUCCUCAGCGAUAUCAUCGGCAACCCCGUCACCGUGAAGCUCAAUUCGGGCGUCGUCUACAAGGGUGAGCUUCAGUCCGUUGAUGGCUACAUGAACAUCGCCCUGGAGAAGACGGAGGAGUACGUCAACGGCACCAAGAGGCGGUCAUACGGCGACGCAUUUGUGAGAGGAAACAACGUCAUGUACAUUUCGGCAGACUCUUAG